Molecule: messenger RNA, 1909 nt
Organism: Setaria italica (foxtail millet)
Lineage: Eukaryota; Viridiplantae; Streptophyta; Magnoliopsida; Poales; Poaceae
Product: ent-isokaurene C2-hydroxylase
Exons: 2
Coding region: 32-1711 (559 amino acids)
Molecular function (GO): oxidoreductase activity, acting on paired donors, with incorporation or reduction of molecular oxygen; heme binding; monooxygenase activity
Source: RefSeq, a predicted model, not a curated record
GGUUGCAUGAUUGUUUUUUAGAUGGAAUUCCAUGAGCUGCAACCUGCAGUCGAGCAGCGAGCGAAGAUUUAUUAGAUUUUACAUCAAUAUUUUUUUUUGCAGAAUUCGCUAUACUCUAUAUAUUUUAGCUCAUCGAGAUCCCAACAAGAGCUGGCUGCAAACUUCUCCCAUAUUUCCUGGAAGAAUGGACAUCAAGAUCCCGUUUCUUGCCUUCUUCUUCCUCGUGCUCCUCCACAAGCUCAUCAGGAGCUACAUCGCGCCGCCCUCACGCAGCACAAAGCCACCGGCGCUCCGCCUCCCCCCGGGGCCAUGGCAGCUGCCGCUCAUCGGCAGCCUGCACCACCUCCUCCUCUCGCGCUUCCGCGACCUCCCUCACCGGGCCCUGCUCGAGAUGUCCGGCACGUUCGGCCCGCUCAUGCUGCUCCGCUUCGGUGCCGUGCCCACGCUGGUGGUCUCCUCCGCCGAGGCCGCCAGGGAGGUGAUGAAGACCCACGACCUCGCCUUCUGCAGCCGCCACCUGAGCGCCACCAUCGGCAUCAUCAGCUGCGGCGGCAAGGACAUCAUCUUCUCCAACUACAACGAGCGCUGGCGCGAGCUCCGCAAGCUGUGCAUGCUCGAGCUCUUCAGCCAGCGCCGCGUGCUCUCCUUCCGCCCCGUCCGGGAGGAGGAGGUGGCGAACCUCCUCCGCUCCGUCUCCGGCGAGUGCGGCGGCGGCCCCGUCAAUCUCAGAGAAGGGAUCUGCCACGCGAUCAACGACAUCGCCGUGCGCACGGCCAUCGGCAACCGGUGCAAGUACCAGGACGAGUACCUGCACGAGCUCGAUGAGGCCGUGCGGCUCACCGGCGGGUUCAACCUUGCCGACCUGUACCCGUCGUCGCGGCUGGUGCGCCGGCUCAGCGCUGCCGCGAGGGACAUGGAGAGGUGCCAGAAGAACAUGUACCGUAUCAUUGAGUGCAUCAUCCAGGAGCGCAAGGGCUCGCCGACGCCGGAGCGAGAGGAUGACCUUCUUGGUGUCCUCUUGAGGCUGCAGAGGGAAGGUGGCCUGCAGUUCGAUCUCACCAACGAGAUAGUCAGCACCGUCAUUUUCGACAUAUUUUCUGCCGGGAGUGAGACGUCAUCAACCGUGCUGGUAUGGGCAAUGGCCGAGCUUGUUAAGAACCCGCGAGUCAUGCACAAGGCCCAGGCAGAGUUGAGGGAGACCUUCAAAGGACAGGACAAGUUAACUGAAGGUGACAUGGUCAAGUUAAGGUACCUGCAUCUGGUGAUCAAGGAGACCUUAAGGCUCCAUGCUCCGGUGCCACUCUUGCUGCCCCGAGAGUGCCGCCAGACAUGUCAGGUCAUGGGCUACGAUAUCCCAAAAGGAACCAAGGUGUUUGUGAACGUCUGGGCGAUAGCAAGGGACAGCAAGCUCUGGCAGGACGGAGAUGAAUUCAGGCCGGAAAGAUUUGAUGGUAGCAGCAUCGACUUCAAGGGCACCCACUUUGAGUACACCCCGUUUGGGGCAGGCAGGAGGAUAUGCCCUGGCAUCACACUCGGACUCGCCAACACGGAGCUCUUGCUCGCUAGUCUUCUUUAUCAUUUUGAUUGGGAGCUGCCUGAUGGUGUGAAGAUGGAAGAACUUGACAUGGCAGAGGCGUUUGGUAUAACGUUAAGAAAGAAGUCGCGGCUCUGGCUGAAGGCUAAGCCUCACAUUAAUGUUAUAUCAAAUUAAUCCGUCGAUCUGUUUCUGUUGUGAACUGUAUGUUUUCUUUUAGAGGAAGUGAACUAUAGUUAAUGAAUCAUUGCUACUUAUUUUGUUGCGACAAAGAGUGCAACUGUAAUUGUAGUAUCAGUUUGUAUCAGAAGAAAAUAAAUUUAUGCAUACUUUUGGUCCUGUGCUUUCUGUUUUAUUGUAAUGCUUCACUUUUGA